Messenger RNA from Mangifera indica (mango), 2054 nucleotides. Its product is annotated as pentatricopeptide repeat-containing protein At3g14580, mitochondrial. The transcript has a single exon. Bases 692 to 1879 code for a protein of 395 amino acids. Lineage: Eukaryota; Viridiplantae; Streptophyta; Magnoliopsida; Sapindales; Anacardiaceae. The record is from RefSeq and is a predicted model, not a curated record. Gene Ontology annotation, molecular function: protein binding.
UAUGUUCAGUGCAAAGUAGCACCUUGUGUUAAGGUUUUUCUGAGCAUUUCUGUUCCUGGGGUUCUCUAACAGUUAAAAUUUUACUUUCUGUCAUCUGUCAAGAUUCUUUCAAAGACAUGUUUGUACGUUGUCUAGCAUUUUUGGCAACCGGAUGGGGUGUAAUGCUGGUAAGAGUUAAAGCAUCUACACUCUUUCUUGUUACAGAACUUCUCUUAUUCAUUUCCCUCGACUACUAUCUUUUGCUUUCUCUAAGGUCGCGCAAGCCACGAAGCCAAAUGCAGAGAAAGUUGGAUGGCAGGGGGUUGUUCUGUUUGCACCAAAAGCCAUUCUUGCAAGGAGGCCUUCAACCGGCACUUGCAGUCAACCAAUUCUUUCUGGGAAAAGGAUCAGAUGAUAUUUUGCUUCUCAUAAGUUAUAGCCUGUUUAUAACAAAUUUUCAGUCAGGAAUGUAAACCCAAAAAACCAAGAAAUCUGUAAAAUAUAUAUAUAUAUAGUGUAUAGCUGAACUUCCCAUGCCAAUGUAUAUAUAAAUACAAGACUUACAGAGAAUAUGGAAGUUCGCAUGAUUUUCUUGGUUCCCUUCUCAGAAAUCUGAUGAUUCUGGGACUUAGAAUAAAUUAAACGAUACCCUAUGUAUUUUCCUAAUCCUCCAAUCCGAGCCCCCAUUCUUGUGUUUUGACCUACCAAAACUAUGAUUUCACGUUCACUUUUUGCCAGUUCUUUGAAGCUUCAUCAAUUUAUCUUUCUAAAACCAACUGUUCAUCUUCUUUCUUCUUUCUCUUCAUCGGCCCAUCAAGAUUCUCACAAUCUCUAUAAACUCAACCACAAAGACUGGCUAUCACCAAACGAAGUCUUGGAAAUUUUCUCUAGUCUCAAGGAACCCACCUCCAUAAUCUCAGUCCUAAACCAGUACUCUCAGAGAAGAGACUACAAACCCAAUGAAGCUCUCUUCACUCUCGUCAUCAACCAACUCGCUCAAGCCAAAAGUUUUGAUGCUAUUGAACAGAUAAUGCAAAGAAUCAAACAUGAACGCAGCUGUCGUUUAUCCGAGGAGUUUUUCUACAAUGUCAUCAAGAUUUAUGGGAAUCAAGCUGGGAGAAUAAGGAAAGCUAUUGACACUCUUUUUGACAUGCCAAAUGGGUAUAAAUGUUGGCCGAGUGUUAAAACCUUUAAUUUUGUGUUGAAUUUGCUUGUUGCAAACAAACUGUUUGAUGAAAUUCAUGAAAUUUAUUUGAGUGCAAAUAAGCUUGGUGUUGAGAUUGAUGAAUGCUGUCUUAAUAUUCUUGUAAAAGGGUUGUGUGAAAAUGGCAAUUUGGAGGCCGCCUUUUAUGUGCUCGAUGAAUUUCCUAAGCAAAAUUGUAGGCCAAAUGUGAGGACGUUUUCAACUUUGAUGCAUGGUUUGUGUGGAAAGGGGAAGCUUGAGGAGGCAUUUGGGUUGCUUGAAAGAAUGGAAAGAGAGGGAAUUGAUGCGGAUACAAUCACGUUUAAUAUAUUGAUUUCAGGCCUUAGGAAGCAGGGCAAGGUUGAAGAGGGGAUGAAGCUUUUGGAGAGGAUGAAGGUUAAGGGGUGUUAUCCAAAUGCAGGCUCUUAUCAAGAGGUUUUGUAUGGAUUGCUUGAUCAGGAGAGGUUUGUGGAGGCCAAAAAAUUUGUGAGUCAGAUGAUUAAUGCGCAUAUGAGUCCUAGUUUUGUUUCAUACAAGAGGCUGAUUCAUGGACUUUGCAGUGAGAAGUUAUUGGAGGAUGUGGAUUCGGUUUUAAAGCAGAUGGUGCAACAAGGUUUUGUUCCAAGAAUGGGGAUGUGGAGGGCGAUUAUUCGAUGUGUUUUGUCAGAUAAUAAUGCUUGUAAGAAUAUUUGUAUUGAUGAAAUUUUUGCUAGUUAGGUGAUUGAGUUGAGUGGAAAGUUACGUCCGUUGCUUUCCAUUGUCCUUGAAAGUGGACAGGAAAUGUUGUUGAUAGGGAAUGAGUUUUUGUAUGCUGUAACAGGUUUGAAACUUGUCAACUGGAUUGGACUAUAUUAGAAUGCAGAAGAUGCUCCAGUUUCAAUCUUUAAGUUUA